Notolabrus celidotus (New Zealand spotty) is the source of this 5422-nucleotide messenger RNA. RefSeq names its product ataxin-7. The record is from RefSeq and is a predicted model, not a curated record. Bases 279 to 3164 code for a protein of 961 amino acids. NCBI's taxonomy places the organism in Eukaryota, Metazoa, Chordata, Actinopteri, Labriformes, Labridae. The transcript is spliced from 13 exons.
CCCAGAAUGCAGUCUGGUAAACAGACAUGGAAGCACCAGGUGAAGACCUCCACAGAGGCUGAGCUCUGCACUCGCUCUUUCCCACCGUCGUCUGUGUCUUUUGCCCAGUGCAUCCAGCUGAUUUUUAUCUGCUUGGUGUCACGUCUACGUCUACAGCAGCCAGAGCCUGGACUUCCCCUCAAUUGUGUGUGGCAGUCAGCGAUCACCCAAACUGAUGAGGAUCGUCUGAUUGAAUUACAAAUAAGUUCCUUUUUUUCUUAUUUUGAUAAGCGGAAAGAAUGUCGGAAAGGGCCGAGGAUGACGUCAGGGGGGAGCAGCGCCGAGCGGCCAGGCAGCAGCUGAAGCAGCAGCAGAUCCAGCGGGGAGAAGGCUCCACAGCAAUGGCGACUGUUGCGGAGCGGAGAUCAUUGCCUAGUCCAGAAAUAAUGCUGGGACAGCCUUGGAGCAACUGGGUCGACGCCGCCAAACUCCACGGUAAUGACGGUGCUGAAUUGGAAGAAAGUUUCAAAGACUUCGGGAAAAAUCGAGAAGCCAUGCGUUUGUGCAGAGAAGACAUGCCCAUAUUUGGCCAGUGUCCUGCACAGGACGACUUCUACCUGGUGAUGUGCAGCCACUGCAGCCAGGUGGUCAAGCCCCAAGCCUUCCAAGCACACUAUGAGAGAAGACACAGUUCUGCCAGCAAACCAGCCUCCACCUCGCCUUUCCCCGUGUCGGGCAGGAACAGGAGCAGCGGGAGCGGACUCGGGCCGGGGUUGGGCUCGGGGUCUGUAGCUGGAGUGACGAGUGGGAGCAUCCUCGGCCGACCUUCCGCUGCUGGUUCCAGCUUAUGCUCCUCUUCAACGUCGUUGUCAUGUCCCUCCUCAAAUCCCAAACUCCUAAAACCAGCCAAAGAGAAGCAGCCAGGCAUUCAGCGAAGACCUCCUUCCUUUCCACCCUUCAGGAUGCUCCAGCCGGACAAGAUCCUCACCCCGGCUGUCAAGGUGGAGAAGAUGCAUCUGAGGGUGGACUCGUCAGCUAAGCUGGUGCAGGCCCCAUCUGCCCCCGCCACCACCUCAUCCUCCUCUACAUCCUCCUCUAGCACCACUGUGAGCUCCAACACUACCACCAUCACCACCUCCUCAUCAUCAGCCCUUAAACCAGGCCUUAACUGUCCCUCCAUACCAAAGCCACCAUUACUGGCCCCAGGUCAGAUUCCCAACGGCAAGGGCCACCUCUCAGUCCUCUCAGAUAAGAAGCAGGACGGCAGCAGCAGUGCCAGUAGCAGACGCCACAUAAACAAGAAAGUUACAGAGCGUGAGUUCAAUCCAGAUAUCCACUGUGGCGUUGUGGAUAUUACAUCCCGGAAAUCAUGCACAAGAUCGCUAACAUGCAAGACACAUUCCCUAAGCCAGCGGAGGGCAGUGCCAGGGCGGAGGAAGCGCUUUGACACACUGCUGGCGGAGCACAAAAACAGAACAAGGGAGCGGGAGAGGGAGAGAGAACUCCACCAACCCCAUUCCCAGCAAAACCCCUCUCUCAGGGACCCACACCCCUCCUCCCACCUCGCCGCUGCCCAUGAUGCCCACCAGGUUGCUCAUGGCAACGGCCCUGCCCCAGACACCACUAAGCCUUUGCCACCCAGCAAACCCAAAUUUCACAGCCCUGGUCUUCCACGCCUAAACAGCAGUCACGGAGGUGGUACCCCCGGAGAUCCUGCUGUAGUCCAUGAGUCACCCCACCAUCCCCAAAGUACCCCAGAUGGCUUUUCUCGGCCCUCCAGUGACGAGGGAGAGAACGAGGAACGGGAGGACAACGCUGACAAACUGGACUGUCACUAUUCAGGUUAUCACCCUCGGCCGGCAGCUUACUGUACGUUUGGAAGUCGACUAUUUGGGAGAAGCUGUUAUUCGUUUGACCGGCGGUGGGACAGAGUGCGAUGUACCCUAACCACAAUGAUGGACAAGCAUGUCAACUCUCAGAUGUGGAAGAAAAUCCCCUUGGCCUUGGAGAACUCCUCCUCUGUUGCACCUACGCAUAGGACAAGCACAAAUUCCCACGGUAGCACUCCCUCUUCAGGCUUCCUGGCCCCCUCUGCCACCCUGCCCCAAACUCCUUAUAGCCAAUCCUACGAGGGCAAAUCUAUGCUCUCCUAUGGGACCACCUUGAAUGCCCGCAGCUCCCCUCAGGGCGGGGCUGAGCACCCGGCCUACGGCAUUACGCAGGCCCGACAAGUGUCUUCGUCGCCGCAGAUGCCUUCAGCCCACUCGUCCUCGUCCUCCUCUUCUUCAGCUCCUUCCCUAGCCUCAGGCCGGGCGCUCAAGUCCCGCUCCUCCUCCAGCAGCAGCACUACCAAGUCGUCAUCGUCCUUUAGGCCCAAAGAGGUCUCCUCUGGCUCCUCCACCCAUGUCAUCGCCAACUCCACAGGUGGGGGCAGCAGCGGAGCCAACAGUAACAGUAGCAGCACUAGCUUCAACUCUGGGAAGAAAAGAAAGAACAGCUCUAUUCUGUCUUCAUCCCAUGGCCCUCCUGAAUCCUCCUCUUCUAAUGCCAACUACUCUUCCUCCUCCUCUUUCAAGAAGAACUGUGCAAAUGUCGGAAGCUCAGGGAGCACCUACCAUCAUGGCUCAUUAGGUCCUGCAUCCUCAUCAUCAUUAUCCUCCUCCCACAGUGGAGUCCACAGUGUGGGACUAAACUGUGGACCCACUGUGCGGACCAACUCACUCAGCCUCAAAGCCGAGCCUUCUGGGGGAUCAGCAGGUGGCUCCUCUGGGCCACCAGCACGGGGUCCUCCCUCAGGCAGCCCUGCAGAGUCCAUCAAGCGCAUGAGUGUGGUGAUGAACAGCAGCGACUCCACCCUUUCCUUGGGGCCAUUCGUACACCAUCAGUCCUCAUCAGACCACCACACCAGCUUCAGCCACCACCCCUCAGACGGGCGUCUGGAAGGCAAGAAGCGCAAAAGCUCUCCUGCCUCUAGUGGCAUUAAUAGUGGAGGUGGGGGAGGAGGGCUUGGAGGAGGUGGUGGAGGAGGGGGGCCAGGGAUGGGACCAGGACAAGGACCAGGUAGACCCAAAGUGGCUAAGUCACCUGCCAUUAACAACGUCCAUGGGAAGCAUGGGCGGAGCAUUCCAGGGACGCCAGGGCUGCCCAACAACUCCCAUCUACAUCAGCCAAAGGCUCGUCCCUGACAGCGGCAUCCGGCUUCUGGGUAUGGAAGCAGCAGGCGGACGGGGACUAGUCCGGAGCAGCCCGCUUACUGCUCUGGACUGCACGAGGCCUUCUAAAGUCAAACCCACAUUACUCUCAGCUUCCCACAAUCCUCAGGGUGGAGAUGGUCUGGACUGCCCAGUGAAGUCAAUGUGGUCCUAUUUCUCCCAAAGCCAUGUGUGCAUGUUAGUGAGUAUGUGCGUGUGUGUGAAAGAGAGAGAGGAGGUGGUACUGUGUGGGGAACGCGUGGAGCGCCAGGGGUUCUAGUGAGCUAGCUUAGGACCCCUUACAUGAGUGUCCCCCCCUGUAUUCUUAGAGGUCUUCCUGUCAGCUUUGAGGAAAGAGGAACAAUAGAAACAGCAAUGGGCCACUCAUUGGCUCAUUGGGUUCAGGUUAAGGGCUGCAGCAACAAGCCGUCAUGACGCUGAACAACUGGGGAGACGACAAGCUGAUCUCCUCUGUGUUUGUAAGAAUGACUGUGUGAUUGUGCACGUGAGUACGAGUAUUUUCGUCAUGUCAGAUUCUACUGGACUACUGGAAUUUCCGACUUAAUUACACCCCCAGCGCCUGAUCUCAGAAGCCUUGGACGGAGAGCAGGAGGAGCAGCAAACUGUUACUUUCAACACCUUAAACACACAAUCACCUUGUUGGUUUGCUUUCUGUUUGUCUGACUCUUGGGCGGCACGUUGAAUAACUUCGGGUCGCACGUAGUCACCUGAGACAAGCCCAUUGGGACGAUCGGGCCAACUUUUAUUAUCCAGAAUAAUUAUGCAAGUGUUACCUUUUAAUGAUUUCUUACAAGCUUUUUACACUGAACUACAAAGAGUCUUUGUAGACGUGGUGGAGACCGUUGUGUUUUCAAAUGUGAAUAGGACGCCUGAUGUGCCCAUUCGAUUGAAUCUUUUGUCAGAGAGAUAGCUCGGUCUUUAGGAAACCUGUUAAUUUUCUGAAUCUUUCCAUUGUGCAAAAUGACAGCAACAGUAGACCUACCCCCAACUGUGAACAGCACUCAACUACUUACUCCACAGGCACUGCUUAGUUGUCUUCAGAGCUAGCCAACAGCUGCUACCAGCUUUGCCAACUACUUUUGUUUCUUUUUUUAAACUAAAAGGCGGGCAGACUAGCUUGUGAAGCGGUGAUGGUGCGUUGCCUGUGUGGACAUGAAGAAAAAUCUGUGCAAACCCUGUUGUUUUUGCCACAACUGACCUACUUUUUACCCGCAAAGGCUGUGUGAACGUCCACAACAGCUGUGGGAAGAUGUGAAUUGUAAUUUUUUUUUCCCACCUAGGGAAUCAGGUAUGGUACGUCUUAACUGGAGCAAACUUUAUGCACGUCAACCGUCUCCUGUGGGUUUGAUUGUCCCUCCUGUGUGUAACCACUACCCUAGCCCUGGACGUUAAAACUUUCAAUGCCCUGCUGGAACACUAAAUGUGUGUAUGUGUGGAGAAAAGAUUUGUCGCAGUAGAUGACCAGGCAUUUUACUCUUUUCAUUUGUCAAAAUGGAGUCUUAAAUCAGGCAAUACUUGCCCGUCUUGCUGGGACGUUUGCUUUUUUGAGUGGUCUUGUGCAGGUUUUAUGGUGCGAGAUUCAUAGAGAUAGCUUCACACGACUUCUUUAAGUUUAGGCAACAACUUUUCAUUUCUAGAACCUUCACUGAUGUCAGAUUGUAAGAAGUGGUGUCGAUUUUUUUAAAGAAUCAUUUAGCUUUUAUCUCGUAGCCUAUGUAUCAAACAAGUAUUGAAGUCUCCCUAUUUGAGAAUACAUAUUUUGUUAACAAAUUGUACAUAGAGAAAUAUGUAUUUUUGCACAGGCAUUUUUCAUACAAGCUGAAUAUUUGGUACAAUUGAGAAAAAAAAAAAAAAAGAUCUAUUUAGUUAAAAAAAAAAAAAAGAAAAGUCGGAGUGGUUCACUGCCAAGUCUAAUUAAUGCAAUACACCUAUAUGUAGAAGGUGAAGCAUCUCAUGAAUCGUGUACUGAAAACCUUUAAGGAACAAAGUGUCGCCGCUGUAGCAUGUGUCUAUCCGACAGAGGAAACCUUUAUUCACGUUUCAAGGUCUCAAUCACAUGUGCUUUUACAAGACAUUUUACGUUGCCUCUGAAUCAACACAGCAGAAAGAGUUACAUUAUGACCCAAUUAGCCUGUGAUUUUCAAAUGUCCUGCAGGCUUGAAGCUGUGCCCUUUGUCUAACCAAUACUCCACAAACUCUUUGUAGACCUUAAUCACAUUUCAUGAUUGAAA